Messenger RNA from Drosophila navojoa, 2013 nucleotides. It is a transcript of the gene Dhit, whose product is annotated as regulator of G protein signaling double hit. Lineage: Eukaryota; Metazoa; Arthropoda; Insecta; Diptera; Drosophilidae. The record is from RefSeq and is a predicted model, not a curated record.
GCUUUUCCUUCAAUCAGCAGUCAGUCGCUAGCCUUUGCCCAUGUGAAGAGAAACGUUUGCACUUGUGCUCGUGCCGUCGUCGUCGGUCGUUGUCGUCGAGGAUUUUGGGUUUUGGCUAUCAGAGCGCGCACACACAUACACAAAUACGAAAUAAAAGAACCAAAAAAAUAGCAAAGAAAUUCAUACACGUAUAGAAAAAAGCGCAGCAGUGAAAAUGAAAUGGCAAUAAUGUGAUAAAAAAAUCAAAGGAAUAGAAGCAGCACCCGAAAGGCAGAACCAAAUAUUUCUCUGCAUAUUCAUGUAAAAACUAAAAUACAAGAAAAAAAAACAGAAUAAUUCGGAGAGCAACAACAACCACAACAAGACAACAGCUACAAAAACAAAAACAACAGCCAAAGCAGCAGCAAUAAAAUCAAGAGCGUGCCAGGCGCGAGAGCCAAAGCACAAGCAAAAGCACUCGAUAAAAAGUUAUUAGCAAAAACAUAAAUACGUAACUUGCUCUCUGGACUCUCACUCCCUCUCUCACUCUCUUCCACACGCUCUCACUGUCACUGUAUAAAGGGCGCCCAACGCCAACGCGCAGCCCAACUGUUCUGCGAGCGUGUAUGUGUAUGUGUGUGUGGGAGAGGCAGAACGAGACGGACUGUAGGUAGGUCAGUGGCAGUGGGCGGCAGCCUAGCAGCAGCGCCAGCGCCAGCGGCAGCGGCAGCUGUGGCAGCUACGCCAACGCCAAACGCCAAACACCAACAUCAACUGUAAAUCGCAAAGGGCAGUAUGUCCUGCACCGUCUCCGAAAUGCCCAGCGGCUGUCGCUUGCGCGGCAUGAAUGCAUCCUCACAAAGCGCAGCUGCAGCUGCGGCCGCGGCCGCGGCCAACAAUGGCAACGGGAACGGCAGCAAGGAGAGCGUCGGAGUUGGAGCUGGCAGUACCGCAGCGGGCGUUGGAGGUAACGGCGGCACAACGGGCACCAGCACAACGCUGCAGGGCAGCGUGAGCGCCACAUCGAAUGUGCUGCAGGAAUCAAAUGCGCCGCUGCAGCGGCCGCAAACACAGAAGCCGUGCUGCUUUUGUUGGUGCUGUUGUUGUUCCUGCUCCUGGGCUAAGUGUCUUGCCAUCAAGAAUGCGGAUGAAAAUGCGCCCACCAAACGUGAUCUCGUUAGCGCCGAAUUCCUAGAUGGCGAUCAACCCACAUUAGAAGAAAUACGUAGUUGGGGUAAAAGCUUUGAUAAACUAAUGACGAAUUCAAAUGGUCGCAAAGUGUUUCGUGAUUUUCUGCGGAGCGAAUUUAGUGAGGAGAACAUACUGUUCUGGUUAGCUUGCGAGGAUCUGAAGAAGGAGAACAGUCCCGAGGUGGUGGAGGAGAAGGCGCGCCUGAUAUAUGAGGACUAUAUAUCGAUACUAUCGCCGCGUGAGGUGUCGCUCGAUUCGCGAGUUCGGGAGAUUGUCAAUCGGAAUAUGAUAGAGCCGACGACUCGCACCUUUGACGAAGCUCAAAUACAAAUCUAUACGCUGAUGCACAGAGACUCAUAUCCCAGAUUCCUAAACUCGCAAAAGUACAAGACACUCGCUCAACUGCAAGACAAUUCGAAUGCCGGCUCCAAGGCGGAUAGUCCCACUUAGAAUGUUAUUUAACUGAUUUCGGACUUUCUCUUAACUUUAGUAUUCUUUAUUAUGUGUUUGGGAUGAUCCUUAGAGUCGAGGCGACAAAUGUAGCCGCUGUCCUGCCGUCGUUCGCUCAGCUUUUGUUUAAGAAGAAAAGAAAAUAUAUAGAAGCAAUAUGUCAUAAAAACUUAAUAAAUACAACUAAUUCCAAGAGCAAAGUAUAUAUAGAGAGAUAUAUACAAGUUAGCUGACGAUCGAUGCAAGCAGUGGCAACAAUUACGAUUGACUCUAAGCGGGAUAGAUACCAUAUAUAUAGGGCAACGCAACAACCAACUUAGACGAUAUAUGAUGCAUUAUGUGAAACCGAUUCCUUCUUUACAAUGUUCUAGUCGUUAACAAAAAAUUAAGAAA